GGCGCCCCGUCCGGGAUGGGGCGCCUGGACGCCUGAGUCGCCGUUCGGCGCGACCUUCGCGCGGGGGAAGGAGCCGGCGCCGCGCCGCCGCGCUAGAAUGGAGGGACCCGGCGGCAGCGAUCCCAGCGGCGACGCGGCUGGGGACGGUGCCCACCCGGACCCCCGGGUCCCCGGCGCCGCUGCGCCCAGCUCCGGCCCGUGCGCGGCCGCCCGGGAGUCAGAGCGCCAGCUGCGCCUCCGCCUCUGCGUCCUCAAUGAGAUCUUGGGCACCGAGAGGGACUACGUGGGCACCUUGCGCUUCUUGCAAUCGGCAUUCCUGCAUCGCAUCCGGCAGAAUGUGGCAGACUCAGUGGAGAAGGGCCUCACCGAGGAGAACGUCAAGGUCCUGUUCUCGAACAUCGAAGACAUCUUGGAAGUUCAUAAGGAUUUCUUGGCUGCCUUGGAGUACUGUUUACAUCCCGAGCCUCAGUCUCAGCACGAACUUGGGAAUGUUUUUUUAAAAUUUAAGGACAAGUUCUGCGUGUACGAGGAAUACUGCAGCAACCACGAGAAGGCCCUGCGGUUGCUUGUGGAACUCAACAAGAUCCCUACUGUGCGCGCCUUCCUUUUGAGCUGCAUGCUUCUGGGAGGCCGGAAGACCACGGACAUCCCCCUGGAGGGCUACCUGCUGUCUCCCAUUCAGAGGAUCUGCAAGUACCCCCUGCUCCUCAAGGAGUUGGCCAAGAGGACUCCUGGCAAGCACCCAGACCACCCUGCGGUGCAGAGCGCCCUGCAGGCCAUGAAGACCGUGUGCUCCAACAUCAACGAGACCAAGCGGCAGAUGGAGAAGCUGGAGGCACUGGAGCAGCUGCAGUCCCACAUCGAGGGCUGGGAGGGCUCCAACCUCACGGACAUCUGCACCCAGCUCCUCCUCCAAGGGACUCUCUUAAAAAUCUCCGCGGGCAACAUCCAGGAGAGGGCCUUCUUCCUCUUCGACAACCUGCUGGUCUAUUGCAAGCGGAAAUCCAGGGUCACCGGGGGCAAGAAAUCCACCAAGAGGACCAAGUCCAUCAAUGGCUCCCUCUACAUCUUCAGGGGUCGAAUCAACACUGAAGUCAUGGAGGUGGAGAAUGUGGAAGAUGGGACAGCGGAUUACCACAGCAAUGGCUACACUGUCACCAACGGCUGGAAGAUCCACAACACGGCCAAAAACAAGUGGUUCGUCUGCAUGGCCAAGACAGCGGAGGAGAAGCAGAAGUGGCUGGAUGCCAUCAUCCGCGAGCGGGAACAGCGUGAGAGCCUGAAGCUGGGCAUGGAGCGGGACGCCUACGUCAUGAUUGCGGAGAAGGGGGAGAAGCUUUACCACAUGAUGAUGAACAAGAAGGUGAACCUGAUCAAGGACCGCCGGAGAAAACUAAGCACCGUCCCCAAGUGCUUCCUCGGCAAUGAGUUUGUUGCCUGGCUUCUGGAAAUUGGCGAAAUCAGCAAGACCGAAGAAGGAGUCAACUUGGGCCAGGCUCUGUUGGAGAACGGUAUAAUCCACCAUGUGUCUGACAAGCACCAGUUCAAGAACGAGCAGGUGAUGUACCGCUUCCGUUACGAUGACGGCACCUACAAGGCCCGGAGUGAGCUGGAGGACAUCAUGUCCAAGGGUGUGAGACUUUACUGCCGCCUUCACAGCCUCUACACCCCUGUGAUCAAAGACCGCGAUUACCACCUGAAGACGUACAAGUCCGUGCUGCCCGGGAGCAAGCUGGUGGACUGGCUGCUGGCUCAGGGUGACUGCCAGACGCGGGAGGAGGCGGUGGCACUUGGCGUGGGCCUGUGUAACAACGGCUUCAUGCACCACGUGCUGGAGAAGAGUGAGUUCAAGGACGAGUCCCAGUACUUCCGCUUCCACGCAGACGAGGAGAUGGAGGGGACCAGCUGCAAGAACAAACAGCUUCGCAACGACUUCAAGCUGGUGGAGAACAUCCUGGCCAAACGUCUGCUGAUCCUGCCCCAGGAGGAUGACUACGGCUUUGACAUCGAGGAGAAGAACAAGGCCGUGGUGGUGAAGUCGGUCCAGAGGGGCUCGCUGGCUGAGAUGGCUGGCCUGCAGGUGGGGAGGAAGAUCUACUCCAUCAACGAGGAUCUGGUGUUCCUGAGGCCCUUCGCUGAGGUGGAGUCCGUCCUCAACCAGUCUUUCUGUUCCCGCCGCCCGCUGCGCCUCCUGGUAGCCACCAAGGCCAAAGAGGUCAUCAAAGUUCCUGACCAUCCAGAGGCUCUGUGCUUCCAGAUCCGUGGAGCUGCCCCGCCGUACGUCUACGCUGUGGGCAGAGACACUCCUGUCCCCUUAGGCUCCGAGGCUGCGGCCGCUGGGCUCUGUGCCGGCCAGUGCAUCCUGAAGGUCAAUGGCAACAACGUGGUGAGCGAUGGUGCACCGGAAGUCCUAGAGCACUUCCAGGCAUUCCGGAACCACCAAGAAGAGGCCCUGGGUCUCUACCAGUGGGUCUACCACACCCACGAGGAUGCCCAGGAGGCCCGAGCCAGCCAGGAGGCCCCCGGCGAGGACCCCCAGUCCGACUCAGCCUUCCCCCUGCUGUCCCUGGGGCCCCAGCUGAGCCUGCAUGAGGACAGCCCUGUGGUCACCCUGACCGUGGACAACGUACACUUGGAGCAUGGCGUGGUGUAUGAGUACGUGAGCACCGCGGGCGUCAAGUGCCAUGUGCUGGAGAAGAUUGUGGAGCCCCGUGGCUGCUUCAGCCUUGCCGCCAAGAUCCUCAAGUCCUUUGCUGCCGAUGACAGUGUCUUUGUGCAGAACUGUGGGCGGCUCAUGGCCCUGAACAACAACAUCAAGACCAUGUCCCACUACGAGUUCCGCAACAUCUGUGACACCAAGCUGGAGAGCAUCGGCCAGAGGAUUGCCUGCUACCAGGAGUUUGCAGCCCAGCUGAAGAGCAGGGUCAGCCCACCCUUCAAACAAGCAUCCCUGGAGCCCCAUCCGCUGUGUGGCCUGGACUUCUGCCCCACCAAUUGCCAUGUCAACCUCAUGGAAGUGUCCUACCCCAAGACCACUCCCUCAGUUGGCAGGUCCUUCAGUAUACGUUUCGGUCGUAAACCCUCCCUCAUCGGCCUUGACCCCGAGCAAGGCCACCUGAACCCCAUGUCCUACACCCAGCACUGUAUCACCACCAUGGCUGCCCCAUCCUGGAAGUGCCUGCCUGCUGUGGACGGGGACCCCCAACACCAGGGCCUCAACGACAGCGGCUUUGGGUCAGCCAGUGAAACCGCUGGCCAGGAAGACCGGGGCCUGAGCUUCCUACUCAAGCAGGAGGACCGUGAGAUCCAGGGAGCCUACCGGCAGCUCUUCACCAAACUGGACGUGGCCUUGAAGGAGAUGAAGCAGUAUGUCACCCAGAUCAACAGGUUGCUGUCCACCAUCACGGAGCCCACCUCCGGUGGGUCCUGCGAUCCCCCCUUGGCCGAGGAAGCCUCAUCCCCCCCGCUGGCCAACGAAGACGCCGAGAUGGACAGGGCCGACCACGGGGGUAUCAAGAAGGUGUGCUUCAAGGUGUGUGAGGAGGACCAGGAGGACUCGGGCCAUGACACCAUGAGCUACCGCGACUCUUACAGCGAGUGUAACAGUAACCGGGACUCGGUCCUGUCCUACACCAGUGUGAGAAGUAACAGCUCCUACCUGGGCAGUGACGAGAUGGGGUCUGGGGACGAGCUGCCCUGUGAUAUGAGGAUCCCAUCAGAUAAGCAGGACAAGCUUCACGGGUGCCUGGAGCAUCUCUUUAACCAGGUGGACUCCAUCCAUGCACUCCUCAAGGGGCCAGUCAUGAGCAGGGCUUUUGAAGAGACCAAGCAUUUCCCCAUGGACCACAGCUUGCAAGAGUUCAAACAGAAAGAAGAGUGUACAAUCCGUGGCCGCAGCUUGAUCCAGAUCAGCAUCCAGGAGGACCCCUGGAACCUCCCCAACUCCAUCAAGACCCUGGUGGACAACAUUCAGAGAUAUGUGGAAGACGGGAAGAACCAGCUGCUCCUGGCCUUGCUGAAAUGCACAGACCCCGAGCUGCAGCUGCGCAGGGAUACCAUCUUCUGCCAGGCCCUGGUGGCCGCCGUGUGCACCUUCUCCGAGCAGCUGCUCGCCGCCCUCAGCUACCGCUACAACAACAACGGCGAGUACGAGGAGAGCAGCCGGGACGCCAGCCGCAAGUGGCUGGAGCAGGUGGCGGCCACCGGUGUCCUUCUGCACUGCCAGUCCCUGCUCUCGCCAGCUGCCGUGAAGGAGGAACGGACCAUGCUGGAGGACAUCUGGGUGACCCUGUCAGAGCUGGACAAUGUCACCUUUUCCUUUAAGCAGCUGGAUGAGAACUACGUGGCCAACACCAACGUCUUGUACCACAUCGAGGGCAGCCGGCAGGCGCUGAAGGUCGUGUUCUACCUCGACAGCUACCACUUCUCGAAGCUGCCCUCCCGCUUGGAGGGCGGAGCCAGCCUGAGGCUGCACACCGUGCUCUUCACAAAAGCUCUGGAGAGUGCGGAGGGGCCGCCUCCUCCAGGCAGCCAGGCUGUGGAGGAUUUGCAGCAGGAGAUCAACGCCCAGUCCCUGGAGAAGGUUCAGCAGUAUUACCGCAAACUCAGGGCAUUUUACCUGGAACGGUCUAACCUGCCCACGGAUGCCAGCACCACGGCGGUGAAGAUAGACCAGCUGAUACGCCCCAUCAACGCCCUGGACGAGCUCUGCCGCCUUAUGAAGUCCUUCGUCCACCCCAAACCUGGCGCCAGCGGGAGCUUGGGUGCCGGCCUUAUCCCCAUCUCCUCUGAGCUGUGCUACCGCCUGGGCGCCUGCCAGAUCGCCAUGUGCGGCACGGGCAUGCAGAGGAGCACCCUGAGCGUCUCCCUGGAGCAGGCGGCCAUCUUGGCUCGGAGCCACGGGCUGCUGCCCAAGUGCAUCAUGCAGGCCACGGACAUCAUGCGGAAGCAGGGCCCCAGGGUGGAGAUUCUGGCCAAAAACCUCCGAGUCAAGGAUCAGAUGCCCCAGGGUGCACCGCGGCUCUACCGCCUCUGCCAGCCGCCAGUGGAUGGAGACCUCUGAACGUGGGGAUUCUGCCUGGUGCUCGGCUCUAUCCUCUGGAGCUGGGUUUGGGGGGGCAUCGGGGGCCACUCUGGCCUUCUCCAGAGCUGGCCGAGGCUCCUUCCUGCUCUGGGACCUGCCAGCCUUCUCCAUCCCCACCCGUGAGGACAAGCGGUGCCCCUGCUCUCGGAGGAGCUGGCCCAUUGGCCCUGAGCCGGCCCAUUCUCCACACUCGGGCCAGAAGCCCGAGGGGUGCUGGGGACACGCAGAGCUGGCUGAUGGGUACAGCCAGGACCUGGGCUCCUGCCCACAAGUCCCCGGGACACAGGGGAGAAGUCACGGGCGCUGGAGCUGGAGGCCUGCAGACCCAGCUGCCUCAGGAUGGCUCAACCUGCACUUUUGAAACCCCUGGUUUCCUUCUAAGUCCACAUUCCAGGCGACACACAUGUCUCCUCCUCCCCUUAGCUUCCAAUUCACCCCUAAUCCUGUACUAACCUGCUCGGUGGACUCGGAAAAGCCAGGCCUCUGCCAGGAAAGACAGAGGGACAGGGCACACCACCCGUCACCAAGAGGAAAUUCGCAAGCCACACCAGCUUCCGACGUGACCGCCAUCGGAACUUGAGCCAUCAGCCCUGGGCGCGAGAUUUGCUCCGACUUUAUUUAUAUGGCGUGAAAUCUCUAUGGUUUAUUUUGGGGUUUUUAUGUCGGUGUUGUCGAGUUUUUUUGUUUUUGUUUUUUUCCUCUGGGUUGUGUGAUUAUAUAUUUGACAUUUUAAAUUUCAAAGAAAGGUGUAUUGUCUAACGGGACCAACAUAAGGUAGCAUUGAUGACUUUUCCCACUUCUACUAAAAAAGAGAAAAACUAAAUUAUUGAAAAUUCAAAAAAUGUUGGUAUUUCAUCCUUUUUUAAUAUUAGGGUCUUAAGGUAUCACUUAUAGGUAUUGACUACGAUUCCCACCCACCUCUGUUCUCCAGCGGCCGGUCCGCAUUAGCAUGAAUGACUCUGCUGUCUUUGGAUGCCGCACUGCGAGGGUUCGAGCGGCAGCUGGACCAGGGCUGGGGGCUGGAGGGGGUUGAACCACCUACCUGAGAUGCUGUCCCGCACAGGUGUCUGCCCUGAGGGGAGGAGGGCCACCGGCAAAUGCAGGGUGGUGGCUUCUGUAACUUAUUAUUUUUUUUUUUUGAUGUUAGCUCAGAGCAGGACAUUUGGGACUUCUCAGCCAGCCAGAGAGACAGGAAGCCAGCCUGCCCACCUCCUGGGCACAGGGACCUGCGGUGGAAUCUCAGCAGUUUGUCCCCUCCAGCUUCUGUAUGUCAGCAGGGAAGCCUCCUAGCUGAGGUAGCAGGGAGAGAAGGUCUUUCUAAGCUUGUUUGGUGGCUGAGGUCGGGAAUGGGUUCCUCACUGCCCCUAAGGCUUGAAGCCCCACCAGCAUCUUGGCCCCCUGGGCCUCCAGGGGCCAACCCUCACUCUCUUGCCACUGUGGCCUACGUUGCAAGAGGUGGGCCUGUUGCUGGACACAGGUGACCCGGAUACAAAUGAAGAUGUGCUUUAGCCCCCUGGCGGGAGAUGGAGAGGAACCCCCGAGGGCAAGGGCCUUGUGCACUGGUUUACUUUAAAAUGUACAGAUCUUCUCAUUAAAUUCAUGAUAGAUUUUUUUAUUAUUAUUAAAAGUCAGUUUAUAAUACAAA
This is a messenger RNA of Ailuropoda melanoleuca (giant panda), 6728 nucleotides long. RefSeq names its product phosphatidylinositol-3,4,5-trisphosphate dependent Rac exchange factor 1 (gene PREX1). The coding region runs from base 98 to 5062 and encodes 1654 amino acids. The transcript is spliced from 40 exons. The record is from RefSeq and is a predicted model, not a curated record. Gene Ontology annotation, biological process: positive regulation of GTPase activity; G protein-coupled receptor signaling pathway; intracellular signal transduction. NCBI's taxonomy places the organism in Eukaryota, Metazoa, Chordata, Mammalia, Carnivora, Ursidae. Gene Ontology annotation, molecular function: GTPase activator activity; guanyl-nucleotide exchange factor activity; protein binding. Gene Ontology annotation, cellular component: plasma membrane.